GUUUACAGCAGAGUGGAGUUGAAGUUGAAGCAGUAGCACCAAUUCGGGACCGAGGUGAACUGUUACAGUCACAUUUUUAUCUCAGUGUCGAAUACCCCAAAUACAGCAAUCAUGGUUGCUAUGGCGAAGAGGGUGAAAACCUUUCAGAUUAUCUUUACGGACCCCAGUAAGACUUUUUACUGCGGCGGGGAGAAGGUGUCCGGUCGGGUAGAGGUGGAAGUGAACGAGAUCUCCCGUGUGUCCGCAGUGAAGGUGCUUUUUCUGGGCAACGCCAAGGUGGAGUACGCUAAAGGCAAGCAGCGGUGCAAGCAGCAGGCCGAGUACCUCCGACAUGAAGAGGUGCUGCGACUGGACGACCAGCCAACGGACUCUGAUGGAUCCGUCGUCUUAAGGCCUGGAAACAAAUAUGAGUACAGCUUUGGAUUUGAGCUCCCCCAUGAAGGACAGCUGGUGUCUUCAUACAAGGGGAAGUUUGGCUAUGUCCAGUACUAUGUGAAGGCUCUGAUGGAGAGGCCGCAGCAGCCCGUCUUAGAGUGUAAGAAAGCUUUUGAGGUGGAGGAGCCCCUGGAUGUCAACACCCCAGACCUGCUGUCUCCCACAGGUGGCAUGAAGGAGAAGAAAGUUACAUGCAUGUUCAUUCCUGAUGGCCAGGUGUCAUUGAAUGCAAAAAUCGACCGCCGUGGCUUCUGCGAAGGCGAAGACAUCUGCAUCAAUGCUAAGUUUGAGAACACCUGCUCCCGCAUUGUGGUGCCCAAAGCCGCCAUCAUUGCCAAACACACCUACCAGGCCAAUGGCCGCACUAAGAUCUUUCGGCAGAAGCUGUCUUCGGUGCGUGGCAACCACAUCAUCUCCGGCAUGUGCGAUGCCUGGCAGGGAAAGACCAUCAGGGUGCCUAAGAUCAAACCAUCCAUGCUGGGCUGCAACAUAAUCCGUGUGGAGUACGCUCUAAUGAUUUACAUCCACAUUCCUGGCAGUGAGAAGCUGAUCCUGGAGCUGCCUCUGGUCAUUGGUACUGCUGGUCUCGGUAGCCGCAGCAACAGCGUGAGCAGCCAGGACAGUUCGAUCAGCAGCACCUCACAGAGCUGGGUGUCCCUCAGGAUGCCAUCUGAACCUCCCAGCUACUGUGACAUCACUCGAGACUGCCGCCUGGACCAGCCUCUCACGCCGCUCCUGGACGAUUUCGAUGGUGAUGAAAGUCCGAUCUUCAUGAACGCUCCAGCCUUCCCGUUCCCGCCACCUCCGGCCUACAGUGAGGCUGAGGAGGAGUUCAAUGGCAACGCUCGCAUGCUGCCGGUCUGCUGAAGUCCAGCAGAGAGUUUGUAACUGAGGUCCAGUUCUCAGGGACCAUUUAUUCGAAGCACUUGAAAGGGAGCAGAAGGUCCAAACUCCAGAGAUGUGUUGGAUAGAGGAGUAAAGCCGGGACUUUGGAGAUGGACAGAAAGAGGCUCUGUUCGCUGUCAUCGCUGUGCUUCAUCACCUACGCUGUUCCUGACACUUCCUGCUGGUGCUCUUCAGGUCAUUGAUCUGAGAGUCGAGCCACAGAAGCUGAAGCGCUACAUUUCUAACUAAGCUGUCCCUUCCAGAGACUCAAACUUUUAGGGUCUCGCUGUCCAAUUGCAGCCACUUUGUGACUUGUUUUUGAAGUCAAGCAUUGUUGCAUUGUCAGCCCUCAGCUCAUGUGACAUCUUUGCUGCUUUAGGGUUUGUUUUUUCCACAUGAUGCUUUGUCAUUCCUGUAAAAACCCUGAACUUUUAAGGGAUUUCACGAGAGUAAUCAUUCUUGUAAAGUCCAGUCAGUUUGCGUUGCUAUCAAGACUUUAUCAGGAAUAUUGUUGCCUUUGAGAAUUUCAGCAUGUACAAUAAUCUUCCUUGGGUGCAGCAUAUAUAUUUUCUUAUGUGCCAGCGGUUGAAAAGUUCCUGUAUUUUAUUGCACUUUUGAUUGAUGCAUUUUGCUUUACUACUGCCUACAAGAGUUUUUGUUUGUAAAGUUUUGUUCAAGUGAUGUAUUUGAUGUGUAGAGGGAUUUUUCUGUCGGUGAAACUCUCACCUUUGAGUUCCAAAUCCCAGCUUGGUGAUUGAUUGAUCCAUACAACACGGACGCUCCAACAUCAUGGAACGCUUCUUAUGUGAGGAUAAUCAUUGUCACCGUUCUGCAGUUGUCUCAGACAACAUUCUACUACGAGAUGUCCACUGUGGUUGUUUCACAGCUGUUCUAUCAGCGCACAAUCAAUGUUAAAGACUGAUUUGAGGGAAAGUAUGUUUGCAAUGCAUCCUUGGCACUUAAACCAAGUAUUUUUUUAUGAAACCCUAUGGGUUGUUUUUUUUAUUAAAGAAAUGUUGAAAAAUA
This is a messenger RNA of Centropristis striata (black sea bass), 2346 nucleotides long. It is a transcript of the gene txnipa, whose product is annotated as thioredoxin interacting protein a. Bases 112 to 1302 code for a protein of 396 amino acids. The record is from RefSeq and is a predicted model, not a curated record. Gene Ontology annotation, cellular component: cytoplasm. The transcript is spliced from 6 exons. Lineage: Eukaryota; Metazoa; Chordata; Actinopteri; Perciformes; Serranidae. Gene Ontology annotation, biological process: protein transport. Gene Ontology annotation, molecular function: ubiquitin protein ligase binding.